UGGAACUCCACGGCCUACGGCCUGCCGUCGCCCUACGACCGGGAGCAGGCCGGCUCCAUCCUGCCCAUCGCGCUGCAGUUCCUCACGCCGGCCUACAUCUCCGUCAUCGGCAUCGGCGCCGUGGCGGCCGCCGUCAUGUCCUCCAUGGACUCGGCUCUGCUGUCCUCCGCCUCCCUGUUCUCCUCCAACAUCUACAAGAACAUCAUCCGGAAGCAGGCGUCGGACUACGAGAUGCAGUGGGUGAUCCGGAUCUCGGUGGUGGUGGUGGGGCUGGGCGGCACGGCCCUCACCUUCCUGGACAACAGCGUGCUGGUCUUCUGGCUGGUGGGCGUGGACAUGUCCUACACCAUCAUGUUCCCGCAGCUGGUGUGCGUGCUCUUCUUCAAGGUGUCCAACGGCUACGGCGCCUCCGUGGGCUACAUGCUGGCCUUCCUGGUGCGGGUGCUGAGCGGCGAGCCGCUCAUGGGGCUCCCGCCCGCCAUCAAGUUCCCCGGCUGCCGGCCGGACAAAGAGGGGAAGAUGACCCAGUACUUCCCCUUCCGCACGCUCAUCAUGCUGGUCUCGCUGGUGUCCAUCCUGCUGUUCUCGUGGCUGGCCUCCAUCGUUUUCAACAAGGGCCUGCUCUCCGAAAAGUGGGACGUGUUCGACAUCCGGCGCAAGAGGAAACAAACGGCCCGGGCCGCCGGCGUCAAGAUGGCGCCCGGCGGCGAGGACGCCGCGGCGGGGAAGCAGCUGCUGGACACGACCAGCUGCUGA
Menidia menidia (Atlantic silverside) is the source of this 756-nucleotide messenger RNA. The record is from the annotation of a GenBank genome assembly. NCBI's taxonomy places the organism in Eukaryota, Metazoa, Chordata, Actinopteri, Atheriniformes, Atherinopsidae.